CCAAACUCCACACAUCACUACGCUCGUCUCGAGUCUAAAGAGAACUAUCCUCAGACUCCUCGUCUCUACCAGACACAUGUCGGUAGCAGCAUCAUCCAACCGCUGGCUCUCGGACUGCCUCUGCGAGCUCAUGGCGUCCCCGCACGUCGCCAUGCCGCACCACGGCGGCAUGCACCUCGGUCCAGGACCAGUGGACCUCUUUACAACCCGGUUCAACGAGUACUUCGGCCGCGAAGCGUGCGGCACGCUCUGCGGACGCCCCGUCGACCGCGAGGGCCUGAAGACCGGGUUGUUAGCCUUACAGAAACGAUGGAACCCAGAGGCGGUCAGGGUCGGGAACGACCCCCAGCUGAACGGCAUACCUCUGGGACACAACAUUCUCGCCACUGAGGUCGAGUGGACACCAGAAGGCUCUGCGGUGCCUGAGGUCGUCCUCGCCGAGGCUUCAGUUGGCGAAGAGGGCGGCCACGAGCAGAUCCGGUUCCUGAAGAUGGAGGGCAACUCUGCUCUCUUCCGAGUUUGAUCGCAUCGUCGCGCAAUAGCGCUGCGGGCCCUGCCAUCGCUCCCGGAUCGACCUUGGCUGCGAAUGCCAUGUAAUUGUAUCGUGCACCGAACGAUGGACAUUUCCCGGUGCGGGUUGGAUUGUAUCAUAUUUUCCAGGACACGAUGUCCUCCACUCAUCUCUAAUGUACCCUACGAUGUAUUAUUAGUCCAUUAUGCACGCUGAAGCAUAGUUUGACUCACC
Messenger RNA from Trametes versicolor FP-101664 SS1, 745 nucleotides. RefSeq lists its product as uncharacterized. The record is from RefSeq and is a predicted model, not a curated record. The coding region runs from base 77 to 523 and encodes 148 amino acids. NCBI's taxonomy places the organism in Eukaryota, Fungi, Basidiomycota, Agaricomycetes, Polyporales, Polyporaceae. The transcript is spliced from 3 exons.